UUUCUUUUAUUUCCCCCCUCCCCACUCAAAAGUAACACGUCGCCAUGAGUUCAUCUGAAGCCAAAGAAACUAUCCAAGAAUUCAUUGAAGCUCCCAAAAACUUUAUGAAAGAAGGUGUACAAUUUAUCAACCGGUGCAAGAAACCUGAUCAAAAAGAAUUCCUUAAUAUCACUCGUGCUGUGGCUAUGGGUUUUGCUGCUCUAGGUGCUCUUGGUUACUUUGUUAAGUUGAUUCACAUUCCCAUCAAUAAUAUUUUGGUCGGUUCUGCUUAAAAGUCAUUAUUACAACAACUUACUUUUUUCAUUACCUCAUACGCAUCCGCAUAUAUAUAUAUAUAUAAAACACACACUCAACACACAUAUACUUACAACCUACAAAAAAAAAAAAAACUGAUUCACGCUCUCUUAAACACGUAUAUAGUAUAGUUUUUCUUUCUCUCUUGUUUUCUUCUCUCCCUCCCUCUAAAAAUUUACAGCAUACCUUUUAGUUCUCGGAUCGUCGGUGCAUAUUUUUCCAAACAGUCACUUACUUUGUAAUAAAAAAUUGAAAAACCGUUAUUCUUACUCU
This is a messenger RNA of Halteromyces radiatus, 567 nucleotides long. Its product is annotated as protein translocase SEC61 complex gamma subunit. Bases 45 to 272 code for a protein of 75 amino acids. The transcript is spliced from 3 exons. Gene Ontology annotation, cellular component: Ssh1 translocon complex; membrane. Lineage: Eukaryota; Fungi; Mucoromycota; Mucoromycetes; Mucorales; Cunninghamellaceae. Gene Ontology annotation, molecular function: transmembrane protein transporter activity. Gene Ontology annotation, biological process: protein targeting; post-translational protein targeting to membrane, translocation. The record is from RefSeq and is a predicted model, not a curated record.